Messenger RNA from Didymosphaeria variabile, 1224 nucleotides. RefSeq lists its product as uncharacterized. The record is from RefSeq and is a predicted model, not a curated record. The transcript has a single exon. Gene Ontology annotation, molecular function: protein binding. The coding region runs from base 1 to 1224 and encodes 407 amino acids. NCBI's taxonomy places the organism in Eukaryota, Fungi, Ascomycota, Dothideomycetes, Pleosporales, Didymosphaeriaceae.
AUGGUUUCUGAGGCGAAGCGGCACAGGUUUUUCAACAACGUACCUGGACUUAAGCGUCGGAACGGUAACCACACGCGUGGCAGGCAAUCGUUGCGUUUGGACGAUUUGCCCGACGACAUACUCAUUCUUGUGCUCGCGCAGUGUCAUGUCGACGAUAUUUUCGCCCUGCGUCUAACUUGCUCUAUCUUCCGCGAUGUGUUCUCGACUUACUCGGCCCAUAUCAUACCAGCUGUCGCCCGGUGUACCUUUCCGAGGAGUGGCCUACUUCUAGAUCCGCAAACUGCUCCCGUCGGUUACACCUUGACGUGGUUGAAGGACCGCAUCCCCAUGCAACUGGCAGCUAUCUUGGUGGACAGAUAUCGAAUCAUCUACGAAGAAGAGCUUGUGGGGUUUCGUCUGGGUAUUCCGGCCGAAGAUGCACUUGGUUCAGAAUUGCGCACCAGAGUAGGCACGGGUUGGCGCAUCUUACGUCGACUGUCCAAUAUCGCCAAGGAGGUGUACUACCUAGACGCGAAAGAAAUCCUCUCCCUUUUGCAAAAAAAGACUAGCUGGCUGUUGGCGCACACAUCACGUUACGAAACCGAAAUUGUCCGGCUAAGGGAAGAGCUGAUCUUGCGACGACGGCUGGAGUAUGCUGGCUCGAUGUCUAUUCGCGAGGCACAGGACUACGUCAUCACAUUCACCUUGCUGUCGGGAGCGUGGAGGGUCAGUAAAUCCGAUGACCCUAGUACUAAGCACCAUCCGACAUGGCCCUUCGAUUUCGGUCACGGUAUCGAUGCGCCGAGAACCAUACGCAAAGGAGAGUCUUGGGUGACUUGGUUUAUUCUCCAUCUAGGACCGCAGUUGUUCUGGGAACAAUGGUGGCUUCUACCUGCAGAAGCACCGGGAACGAUGAACCAUGUGCGCGAGUGUGCCAUCGAAGCCUUUUUCGCGCCAUUGGGUCCUAAGGACUAUGCCCCGAAUCGCGGAGAUGGUUUUGUAGACCCGCACGAAGAUUUGCACAACAUGCAGCGACAGUGUGCGGAAAAGGUGCAGCGAGUUUUCUAUGAGAAGAGUGGCGGAAGGGCGCAAACUAUGCAUAUGAUGUACUUUCGAAAGUAUUUCCAACAAAGGGGGCCUCCUAAUAGAGCCCCGGCGAUGGAAGAGACCAUGGGGAGCGUUCCUUUCUUCAUAAACUUUUCCGCCUACGAGUGUGCAGAUGAUGCGACACCAAGCGUAGACUGA